Molecule: messenger RNA, 1945 nt
Organism: Emiliania huxleyi CCMP1516
Lineage: Eukaryota; Haptophyta; Isochrysidales; Noelaerhabdaceae
Exons: 10
Coding region: 20-1945 (641 amino acids)
Biological process (GO): protein phosphorylation
Molecular function (GO): ATP binding; protein kinase activity
Source: RefSeq, a predicted model, not a curated record
CGAGCCCGAGUUGCCGCGGAUGCCGCUCCUGCUACUCCAUGCGGUCCUCGCGCUUCAGGGCGGCGGCACCUCAUCGCGCGGCGCCGCGCGCGCCGCUGCUGCCUGCAUCGCGGCGCCGCCGGAAGCCGCUGGCGCCGCUCCUACCGCCGCCUCGGCUGCACGCCUGCGUGCAGGACGGUACUCCGCAUACGAGCAGCUGCGCGGCCCCUACGACCGCGCCGCGCUGCAGCGAUUCUUCGCGCUGCGGCCGCUCGAGUUUGGCGGGCGGCUGGUUGAGUUCACGAGGGCUGCCAUCGCGAUCCGCGACUCUUGGCGCCGCGAGUCGGACGACACCCAGGCUCGCGGUGUCCGGCUGCGAGAGCAGCUGGCGGUGCUCGGGCCGGUGGCGGUCAAGCUCGGCCAGACCCUCUCGCAGCGGCCCGACAUCCUCGACGAGGAGAUCUGCGAGGAGCUCAAGCCGCUGCAGACCACAAACAAGCCGUUUGACGACGCCGAAGCGAUGCGGCUGCUGUCCGAAGAGCUGGAGUGGCGAGGGCCGAUCGCGCCGGGGGUGUGCGCGCCGGAGUGCGCCGAGCCCGACGGCGCGCCGCUCUUCGCCUCCAUCAGCGCCAGCCCCAUCGCCAGCGCCUCGCUCGGCCAAGUCUACAAGGCGACGCUGCACGACGGCUCCGAGGUGGCGGUGAAGGUGCAGAGGCCCUCUGCGAUGCGGCAGGUUGCGACCGACUUUGCGGUGCUAACGACGGUCCUCUACGGCAUCCAGUCGACGGGGUGGGGGAACGGAGACCUGGUCGAGAUCACCGACAUCGUCGCCGCCGGCGUGUUUGAAGAGAUGGACUACCGGAACGAGGCGGUCAACGCGCAGCGCUUCGAGCGCUCGCUCGACUUUUUGGGGUACGUCUCCGUCCCGGCGGCGGUGCCGAGCUUGCCGCCCACGCCGCGCGUGCUCGUCACCGAGUGGGUAGCAGGCCGGCUCGCCGAGAUGCGGAGCCGACACCUAAGCGACCUCUCUCGCGAGGAGGGGACGCGGAUGACAAACAUGGCGGUGGACGCCGUCACCGCCUCGCUCGUGCUGACUGGCUUCGUCCACGCCGACCCGCACGAAGGCAACAUUAUGCUGGGCGACGACGGGCGGCUCUACUUCCUCGACUUUGGGCUGAUGUCCGAGGUGCGCGCCGAGAUCAUGGAGGCGUUCGCGUACGGCAUCCAGUGCGUUCUCAACAAGGACUGGCGCGGACUUGUCACCGCGUUUGUCCAGACGGGCUUCGUGGGCACGGGGCCAUCGAGCGCCGCGCUGCCUGACCACAGCUCCCGGCUUGAGGCGCGGCUUCUGCGUUCCUGCAGGCACGCCCAUCGAGAGCGUAUGGAGAGCGUGCCGGGAGGCACCUCGCGCUUCGGCGCGCUCUCUACGGUCCUCUUCGACAUGGGCAACCAGUACACGCCGCCGUACAUCAUCCUGCUCAUCCGCACCUUCCUCACGCUCGAGGCGCGCGACCUCGACUCGACCGAGCUCCUCACGACUCUCACCACCUCGCGCAAGACGCGCCACCUCCGCCGCCUCGGCGUCCGCAUGCUCGCCGAGUCGCUCACGCAGCGCUUCGCCGCCGCCCUCUCGCCGCCGCCGAAGCACGAGCGGCCUCCACCCCUAGACACCGAGUACAGACCCGUGUGUUCUGACCAGCUGCGGCCGCCGCCAGAGCAGCUGCCUGUCAGUCCGGCGAGCGAGGCGUUGCGGCGGCGCCGGGCCGAGCGGCUAGCGGGCGUGCGGCGGGUGCUCGUCGCGUCACACUUGCAGCGGCAGGUGAGGGCGGGCUGGAGGGGCGCCGCGGCGAUCGGCGCCGUGGGUUUGCUCUUCUUCCGCGUCGCGGUGGUUGCGUUUUGCAAGGCGGCGGUGCGUACGCUGCCGGGCGCGGUCGGCGGGAUCAGGCGGGCGGUGUUACGCGGGUGA